AUGUCCAACUCCCUCCCUUCAAACCAUCCGGGGCCCAAAUCAACCUCCAAUCCAACCCCAACGACUACGGCCUCGCCCACACCCCACUAUUCUGCAGCAGCCCAGUGCUCUGCCGCCCCGGGGACUACCGAUGCUCUUCCCGACAGGGUGCAAGCCAAUGAUCCAGAAACAGACUCCUGCGUCACAUUGGUGGUACCUGCGCCCUCAUCCACCCGGUCCGAAGUCUCUUAUCAGGAACCCCUCUCCCUCCCCAGCACCUCCUUCGUCAUCUGUCUUUGGCCUCUCCCGAAGAAAUUGGACGCCUGCCUCCAGCAUUACGGCCUGCUGGAAACCAUCCCCGAACAAGAGCUCAAACCAUUUGCUUUGCGGGCGUUCUUGAGGAACAGUCGCCUGAAUGUGUUGAGGCCGAUCAGUCCAUGA
Messenger RNA from Cryptococcus wingfieldii CBS 7118, 420 nucleotides. RefSeq lists its product as hypothetical. The transcript has 4 exons. Lineage: Eukaryota; Fungi; Basidiomycota; Tremellomycetes; Tremellales; Cryptococcaceae. The record is from RefSeq and is a predicted model, not a curated record. Bases 1 to 420 code for a protein of 139 amino acids.